This is a messenger RNA of Musa acuminata subsp. malaccensis (wild Malaysian banana), 569 nucleotides long. RefSeq lists its product as uncharacterized. Lineage: Eukaryota; Viridiplantae; Streptophyta; Magnoliopsida; Zingiberales; Musaceae. The record is from RefSeq and is a predicted model, not a curated record.
AGUCUUGCUGCCUGCCUUCUAUUUGGCCUUCGCUGCCUUUCCCCUUCCCACCUACGCUGAGAAGCCAUGGAGGGCCUGAGGAAGCUACUGGUGGAGAAGGCGAGGGAGGUGAAGGGGGCGGACGAGCUCAAGGAGAGCGUGACGGAGUUUGUCAAGGAGAAGCUCGCGCAGCUGAUCCAUGUGUUGCAGGACGCCAUCGGGUUCCUGGCGGAGAAGCUGGACCUUGUCUUCCCGCCUGAGACCAGAGCCGAGACGCUGCACCGAUGGCUGCACGUUGGCUUAACGGUGGUCCUUCCCGUGGCUGUUGUGCUCCUCUGUCUCUACUGCUGCUGCUGCCGCGGCAACCGCUGCUGCUGCGGCGGCGGCAGCCGCGGCACUGGCCGGAUGAUGAGGGCGCCCGGGCGGCACGGCGCCGUCAUGCCCCGGGCAUCCUUCGAGAGCGACCCCCGGGGUUACUUCAUCAACCUUAGAGCCAAGAAGGAUCUUGUGUUCUAGAAGAACACUACAUGAUAAAUGCAUGGGGAGAGAGAGAGAGAGAGAGAGAGAGAGAGACAAAAGGAUCAAAAGCA